AUGCCUCUCACCUUCGCACUCCCUUCUACUCCCUCACCGACUUCGACCGCCUCUUCGAUGACGCCUUCAACGCCCGCGCAGGCCCUGUUUCCCGCCGGGGCGAGUCUGCCGUCCGAGUCAUGCGUCCGAAGAGAACAAUCUCGUCACUGCCACUUCGAGCUCCCGGGUCUCACGAAGGAGGCCGUGAGCCUCGACGUGCGCGACAACAUGCUCAGCGUCUCGGGCGAGUCCACAAUCUCGGCCGAGCGCGACGAGAAGGGCUACGCGGGAAUCAAGCCUGAGGAGAUCAAGGCGUCGAUGACCGACGGUGUGUUGACCGUCACCUUCCCGCGCACCACGCCCGAGCAGGCGCCGCAGAAGGUCAAGAUCGACUGA
Messenger RNA from Epithele typhae, 375 nucleotides. RefSeq lists its product as uncharacterized. The coding region runs from base 1 to 375 and encodes 124 amino acids. Gene Ontology annotation, biological process: response to heat; protein complex oligomerization; response to salt stress. Lineage: Eukaryota; Fungi; Basidiomycota; Agaricomycetes; Polyporales; Epitheliaceae. The transcript is spliced from 4 exons. The record is from RefSeq and is a predicted model, not a curated record.